UAAAUUUAAAUAUAAUUGAUCAUGUGUAGAAAUGACCCACUCGCUUGCCUUAAUGCAGAAAACAUGUUGUAUUUCUUUAUUACAUCAUCAAUCAUCAUACCCCACACAGACACCUCUGUUGGAUUAGGUCAAGCUCAACAUCUUGUUAAUUGUUUAUCUUAAACAACUUUUCUAAUAAUGAUUUCUUGCCUUCAAAUAUAAAAAGUUAGCAGCCCUCAACCAAUAAGCAUUUCAAGAAAGUUUUCUUCUUUAAUUUUAAAUUUUCUGAGAAUAUAUUCUCCAAAAACUCAAAACAAAGGUUCACCAGAUCAACCAAAAAAUGGUGGCAGUAUUCAACAAAGAGCUUCUCAGCUGGUACUUGAUCACCGUCAAGCUCAACCAAGCUGUCGAAAGCGGGAUCCAAAACGCGCAAACUCCGACGGCAUCUACUUCAAGAUCCAUCGACCUACCAGAAUCAUCAUCGGCACGAGAAAUACAGCCAUCAAACACAGACACCCUCCAAAUCCCAAUCAAAGAAGACGAAUCGGCUCAAGAACCGGACGCCGGUCAGGUCAAACCCGUCGAAUCCGAAUGGGUGAUCAGCAUCAAAGACAAGCUCCAACAAGCCGAUCAAGAAGACGGGGCCGGGUCGUGGGCAAAAGUAUCCAUUUACCGUAUCCCGCAGUGCCUCCGCGAAGGCGACGACAACAAGGCCUACAUUCCACAAACCGUCUCCUUGGGCCCGUACCACCACGGCAGGAAGCGCCUCCGCAACAUGGACCGCCACAAGUGGCGGGCCCUACACCACAUCCUCAAACGGACCAAUCAGAAGAUAGAGCUCUACCUCGACGCAGUCAAGGAGCUCGAGGAUCGGGCCCGCGCCUGCUACGAGGGCCAGGUCCACCACAACAGCAACGAGUUUGUCGAGAUGAUGGUUCUCGACGCCUGCUUCGUGCUGGAGCUCCUGCGUGGGGCCGCCGGGGGGUUCACUCAUCUAGGAUACUCGAGAAACGACCCCAUCUUCGCCAUGCGCGGAUCCAUGCACUCCAUCCAGCGUGACAUGAUCAUGCUCGAGAAUCAGAUCCCUCUCUUCAUCCUCGAACGCCUCUUCGCCAUCCAAGCUGGCGGGCCGUCCGAUCAGGUCGGCUGGCCCGCCGGCAGCCAGACCGGCGUGGUCGCCAGGCUGGCGCUGAGGUUCUUCGACCCUUUGAUGCCGACAGACGAGCCUCUCUCGAAGAGCGACCGGAGCAAGCUUGAGUCGUCGAUCGGGACCACAUUCGACCCGCUGACAGAGCAGGGCGGGCUCCAUUGCCUCGAGGUCUUCAGAAGAAGCCUCCUGGCAAUACGGGCUGGCCCGAAACCGACGCCCCGAGUAUGGAUCAAGAAGUGGUCCCACACCAAUCGGGUGGCGGACAAGCGGCGGCAACAGCUCAUCCACUGCGUCACCGAGCUGAAGGACUCGGGGAUCAAGUUCAAGAGGAGGAGGACUGACAGAAUAUGGGACAUCAAAUUCAAGAACGGAAUCUUAAAGAUCCCCCGUCUAUUGAUCCACGACGGUACUAAAUCGCUGUUCCUUAAUCUGAUAGCAUACGAGCAAUGCCACCUGGACUGCACCAACGAUAUCACCUCGUACGUGAUAUUCAUGGACAAUUUGAUCGACUCGCCCGCUGAUGUCAGCUACUUGCACUACUGUGGGAUAAUCGAGAAUUGGUUGGGGAGCGAUGCUGAGGUGGCUGAUAUGUUCAAUCGGUUAUGUCAGGAAGUGGUUUUCGAUAUAAACGACAGCUCGCUUUCGAGGCUGUCGGAGCAGGUGAAUAGGUACUAUGAGCACAGGUGGAAUGCUUGGAGGGCUAGUUUGAAGCACAGAUACUUCAAUACUCCAUGGACCAUAAUCUCAUUCUUUGCUGCUGUGGUGUUGCUGUGGUUGACCUUAGCACAGACUUUUUACAGUGUGUAUGGUUAUUACAAGCCUCAUUGAUCUUCACCACAGUUCGUCCCAUUCUAUCGAUUUUAGUUAACCACGUUUUUCCGUUUGUUUGGUGAGCUUUUCGCGUUGAUUUUCUUCUGAUGCAUUUUGUGGUAAAGAUGAGUUGACAGCAGUUGUAAGCAUUGAAAUUUUUUUC
Messenger RNA from Erythranthe guttata (spotted monkey flower), 2102 nucleotides. RefSeq names its product transmembrane protein, putative (DUF247). Lineage: Eukaryota; Viridiplantae; Streptophyta; Magnoliopsida; Lamiales; Phrymaceae. The record is from RefSeq and is a predicted model, not a curated record.